AUGACUGUUUUCACUCGCUCUCGCUCUCAACUCGCACCUCGACAAGUCAAAUACAUCAAAAGACACAAAGGUGUCAUACCAAUCCCAACUGGCGGUUCUGUCCGUGGGACGACUCUUGCAUUUGGCCAGUGGGGAAUUCGAAUUAAGGGGAAUGGUGCUAGAUUUAGUGCAAAGCAGCUAACCACUGUGGAGGAGGUCAUCAAGAGAAAGUUGAAAGCAUUGAAAGGAGCAAAGGUGUGGCUUAGAGUGUUUCCAGAUAUCCCGGUUUGCAUCAAAGGAAAUGAAACCCGUAUGGGCAAAGGUAAAGGUACCUUCGAGUUCUGGGCUACUCGACAACCCACUGGACGUGUUAUAUUCGAGAUUGGCGGUGUUCCUAUUCGUGAGGAGCUUGCACGGGAUAUUCUUCGACAAGCAGCGUCAAAACUUCCCACAAAAAUGGAGUUUAUCAAUAGGGAGACACCGCCCAGGCUGGGCAACCUCGUACUUCACCCGACAAAGCCGACAAAAGUGGAUUUAUCUACCAUGGAGUCGCUUGCAAGCUCACCUCCGACACCUUUAACAUCCCCAUAA
Marasmius oreades (fairy-ring Marasmius) is the source of this 570-nucleotide messenger RNA. RefSeq lists its product as uncharacterized. NCBI's taxonomy places the organism in Eukaryota, Fungi, Basidiomycota, Agaricomycetes, Agaricales, Marasmiaceae. Gene Ontology annotation, biological process: mitochondrial translation. The transcript is spliced from 3 exons. Gene Ontology annotation, molecular function: rRNA binding; structural constituent of ribosome. The coding region runs from base 1 to 570 and encodes 189 amino acids. Gene Ontology annotation, cellular component: mitochondrial large ribosomal subunit; ribosome. The record is from RefSeq and is a predicted model, not a curated record.